Molecule: messenger RNA, 787 nt
Organism: Uloborus diversus
Lineage: Eukaryota; Metazoa; Arthropoda; Arachnida; Araneae; Uloboridae
Product: low-density lipoprotein receptor-related protein 6-like
Exons: 4
Coding region: 1-693 (230 amino acids)
Source: RefSeq, a predicted model, not a curated record
AUGACCCAUCCUUAUUCCAUUCGUGUCUACCACAGGCAAAGGCAGCCAAAUGUUGCUAAACAAGGACAGCAGUUUUUACUGUAUGGUCGUGGGCAGCCUGGUGCCAUUAAAGGAAUUCCCUUGGAAACAAGUAAUAAACAAGAAGAUGUUAUGUUUCCUAUCCUUGGAUUAAACACUCCAGAAGUAAUAGAUUAUGAUGCAAGAAGUCAAUUUAUUUAUUACUCUGAUGUUGAAAGAUAUGCAAUUGAAAGCAUGAUGUACUGGUCUGAUAGAUCAACCGAAUUCUUUUUAGUUACGAAAGAAUAUGGGGGUAAAAUAGAACGAGCUCAUAUGGAUGGAAGCAACAGAGAAGUGUUUUUGAAUGUUAAUCUGCAGUGGCCAAAUGGUUUAAGUAUUGAUUACGUUGAUAAGAAAUUGUACUGGUGUGAUGCUUAUUUGCAUAGAAUUGAAAGAAUUUCAUUGGAUGGUACCAACCGUGAAACACUGCUUUCUGGGGAAAGUUUGAAUCAUCCAUAUGGUUUAGCUCAUUACGACAAUUAUGUCUUUUGGUCUGAAUACUAUCAAGGUUUGGUGUUGAGGCUUCAUUUGCCAAAUAAAACAAUCACAACUCUGGCUAAAGAGAAUCCACCUGUGUAUCAAAUAAGAAUUUUUGAUGCUUCAAUGCAAACUGGUAUGUGGUUUUAUGUUGAUUAAAAUGUCUUUUUGAAAUUUAAAUUAUUUUUACAUAGCUCUGUAUCAACUAGAAAUGUAUGAAAAAAAAGAAGAAAGGAAAACUUAACUAAGAAAU